AUGAUUUUGGUCAAGGAUAUGGUCAAAACGAAAUUACCUAUUGAUGUAAAAACAACCUCGGGUGUUGUGAGAGGUCUGACACUACAGGUGCUCAACAAAACUGUUGACCAGUAUUUGAAUAUACCGUUUGCUGAGCCUCCCGUCGGUGAUCUGAGAUUUGCACCGCCCGUACCACUCAAACAACCCCUAAAGUUAAAUAUUAAAAUUAUGAUAUGA
Medioppia subpectinata is the source of this 216-nucleotide messenger RNA. The record is from the annotation of a GenBank genome assembly. NCBI's taxonomy places the organism in Eukaryota, Metazoa, Arthropoda, Arachnida, Sarcoptiformes, Oppiidae.